Messenger RNA from Trichoderma citrinoviride, 432 nucleotides. RefSeq lists its product as hypothetical. Gene Ontology annotation, molecular function: carbon-sulfur lyase activity. The record is from RefSeq and is a predicted model, not a curated record. The coding region runs from base 1 to 432 and encodes 143 amino acids. The transcript has a single exon. NCBI's taxonomy places the organism in Eukaryota, Fungi, Ascomycota, Sordariomycetes, Hypocreales, Hypocreaceae.
AUGGACACCAACCCCAUGAUCCGCUGCCAAUGCGGCGCCGUCUCCUUCCGGGCCGUGCUCCCCAAGCCUCUCCGCGUCGACAUCUGCCACUGCCUCGAGUGCCAGAAGCAGUCGUCCUCGGCCUUUGGCGUCUCCGCCGUCUUCCCCAUCGAGGGCAUGCUCCCCUUCCCCGAGAGCAUACGGGACCACGUCGGCAUGUGGACGCGCAAGACCGACUCGGGCAACACCCUGGAGUGCUAUUUCUGCAAGACGUGCGGCGUGCGGGUGCUUCACCGCGGGCUGCUGCCGGACGGGACGUCGCGGCCGACGGUGACGGUCAAGGGGGGCUGUAUGGAGGGCUUGGACCUCAAGGAUGCCAGGCACAUUUACACGAGAUCGGCCAGAGUACCGGUGCCGGAGGGGAGCUGGCCGGGGCCACCAGACGAAUACUGA